AAGAACUCCCGUGUACGUACUAUCAGGUGUAUGUUAUGUACAGUAUUUGACAUACAUUAACGAGCGCCGCCUGUAAAAGUGUGCAAGGGUAUUAAUUAUAGCCACCAGUAUAAAAUGUUUUAUCUGCAUAAUACGGGCAUAAUACUGAACCUGCAGGGCACGUCAAAGUCUCAUAUUGCACCAUUAUCAACGUUUUAUAAUAUCGCAUAACACGUUAUCAUUAUGGCAACACCUAUAAAUCGCGUUGAACUAACUUUGCCUAAGAAAGUCGAACUUCUACAAUGCCUUUCGCGAGGAGCAACAUCAAAGAGUGUCGUGAAGAAGUUCGGGGUUUCCAAAUCUCAGGUAUACCGACUUGUUAAAUCCAAGGACCGUAUCUUCGCCCUGUAUGAACUUGGAUUAGGAGGGCAGAGGAAGCGCGACAUGCGACGGCGAACGUGUAAGGAACAGGUUGUCAGUCAAGCCCUCCAUGUCUGGUAUCUACAGAAAGUUGCACGAGGUGAACGACUGUCAGGACCGAUGGUGAAGGCCAAGGCUACCGAAUUAGCUGCGGCCAAAGGAAGAGAUUUCAUCCCAAGCGGAGGAUGGCUAGAGCGAUGGAAACUGCGUCAUGAUAUCUCCUUCCGAAAGGGACAUAGUGAAAAGCAUCAGACGGAAUCCAUGAAUUCCAAUUCCUGUUCCUUGGAGAAAGAUGAAAUGAUGGAAAUUAUGUCAAGGUAUUCGCCUAGCAAUAUCUUCAGUGCCUGUGGGACUGCUCUAUACUUCAGAGGAUAUCCGGAUAACGGCCGCUGCAGAAAAGGUUCUGAACUCCCCGGAGGCAAAGGAGCCAAUGAACGAAUAACUGUUAUGUUAUGCACCAACAUAGAUGGAACGGAAAAACUUCCCCUUUUGGCUAUUGGUGAAACAAAGAAGUCCAAGUCGUUCCCCAAGGACGGUGGACGUCUACCUGUUUCAUACACCGCAGCAACAAAUUCAUGGAUGACGAGAGAUAUCUUUCAGGAAUGGCUGCAACAAUGGGACUUGGAGCUUAGAGAUGCAAAUCGCCACAUCUGUUUGUUCGUUUACGACUGUCCUAGCCACAAUCCUCAGGAUAUUCAACUAACUAACAUCAUGCUGAAGUUACUUCCACAACACAAGCCAAGUGUCCUUUGGCCGAUGGAGGUUGGUGUGACAAAGAUCUGGAAGGCACAAUACCGAAGCAGAUUAUGCUGUAGGAUAAACGCUGCUCUUGAUGCCGAUGAAUGCAAACAUGCCCUAGAUGUUGCUGGUUCCUUGACUUUGUUGGAUGCACUGUAUCUCAUCAAGGACUCUUGGAGUGCGGUUGCAACAGAGAACAUCCUUGCUUGCUUCGCAAAGGCAAGCUUCAUGAAGAGCGAACCUGACGAUGACACUCUAGCAUGUCUAGAGGAUAUCUUCACCAAUAUCCUCAUACCAGAUAACAUGACGUUGCAGGAAUUCGAUGAAUUCAUCAGCCUAGAUGAUGACUUAGAAAUAGAAGGAGAGCUCUCGGAUUUAGAUCUUUUAUCAGUUGCUAAGAAAAGCCUAGAUCUUCUGGAUGGGAAUGAACAUGUUUCGGAUGAUUCAGACUCGGUGGAAGAGAAAGGUAUACUCACAAGCGAACAUAAGAUCAAAAUGCUGGACCAUCUACGUCGGUUCGUUCAGGAGAAUGCCAUGAACCAUCUGCUUCCCUUCGUCAAGGAGAUCGAGGACAAGGUUUAUUCCCAAGUCCACGUAUCAGGCACUCAAGAAAAUGUUAAUUGAUUGAGAUUAAUUAUUAUGUCUGUGUGAUUUGUUUCGUCUGUAUAAUUUAUAUUAUCCAUCCCCCCCCCCCCCCAUUAAGUUUCAGAGACCACCUGUGUCAUUUUCAAAAAGGAAACUGGACUUAUUUCAAUGCUUGGUCAAUGACAUUUCUGGAACAUGUUUUGUUGUACAAUGUGUUGAAAAAAACUCUUCAUGGAAAUUGAAUGGAGUGUUAAUACCGGUGACGGGGAGGUCCGCCCAUUUUGAAAACCGAAUAUGGCAUACCUUUAGUAUACAAGUCAUUAUACUUUUUGUGUAACUUAGAACCCCUAAAAUGUGGUAUCCAGUUACUUUUAUUUGGUGAUUGUUAGAAAUGAUUUCGAAAUUGUGCUUGAGUCUUCUUUUACAGAAUUCAGCUCCUCCAUUGUACCUCAAUCACCUUCUAUUCGGGUCCAUGAUCAGUUUUAUAAGUUGCCUGUUGUUACCGUAUUCGAUUAUCGGUUGGUAAUUUCUCUCGUUUAUAUAUAUUUGAUUAUAAUCGCUUCGAAUAUUGUCAUUGAAGAUUCUCUUAUUCAGAUAUGUGUAAGAGCGUCAAUAUUUAUUUAAAAAACUUAAAUGCACCAUUACUAAAUUAAAGUACCACCCACAUAUACCACUCAGUUCAGCUAACUUCUUGGUCAGACAAGAAUUUCAGAGUAAAGUGUAAAACAACUCGUAUGCCUCCAAAAGGCAAAAUCUUUCCCACCAAUAAGUGUUCUAUAACAGUCUCUGUUCUUAUACUUAACUUUCUGCAUUGAAAUUUCACGUAACUCCUUUACUGUUGUAUUAAACUGAACUUAAUAAUGACGUUUUUGUUCAAAUGUGAAGUGCUCUUUUAUAUAAGAAUGUACGUUUCCAAGUUCAAAAUUCCCUCUUAAAAGCUAUUCUCAUUUUGAUUUUUGAUUUUUUUUUCUUAAACCGAACAGCAUAAUUUCAGACCACUUGCCCUUAGCUAUGAUAAUGAACAAAAUGAAUUAUCUGGGGGAAACUACAGGACGAUAAUGAGAGAGAGACAGAGACAGAUAUACAGAGAGAGAGAGAGAGAGAGAGAGAGAGAAAGGGGGCGGGUGAUGGAGAGUGAAAUAACAAAGCGAAGGGACGGGGAGAGGGAGUAGGCUGUUGGAAUGAGAGAGGAGAGAGGUGGAAAAACAAAGAGAAGAUAAUGGGGAUGGGUAGAGAAAAGUAGAGGGAUGAGCCGGAGUACGAAAAAUGUGAUCGAGUGCACACCAAUCAAGGACAGUAAACAUUUAAAAACUUCCAUGGCAAAGUUGAAAGAAAAUAAAAGAUAUCUGCAACCCAAGGGUCAAGAGCCCCAAAAGA
Messenger RNA from Strongylocentrotus purpuratus (purple sea urchin), 3099 nucleotides. RefSeq names its product tigger transposable element-derived protein 4. Gene Ontology annotation, molecular function: DNA binding. The record is from RefSeq and is a predicted model, not a curated record. NCBI's taxonomy places the organism in Eukaryota, Metazoa, Echinodermata, Echinoidea, Camarodonta, Strongylocentrotidae. The transcript has a single exon. Gene Ontology annotation, cellular component: nucleus. Bases 223 to 1761 code for a protein of 512 amino acids.